UGACCUGGUUUGUGUGGGAGUGGGGACGCUAAAAGAUUUCACCGACGGCGGGGUAUUGUACACCUACACACUUCACUACACAGAUAGUGGGACUUUGUGUGAGCCUUGGGGAUGGACAACUCGUCUAGUAUUUGAUCAGUGAAUAGUACUUGCUGAGCUCACACUUCUCAGGUGAAACGAGAGAAGAGCCCGAACAAAAAUAUGAGUGACAAGAAGUCUCCUAAGAAACAGACCAGGUCAUCCAAGGAAAUAAUCUGCACUGUUGUACUCUUAGAUGGAGAGAAUUUCGAUGUGCCGAUCGAUAAAAAUGCAGUAGGUCAGCGAUUGUUUGACAAAGUUGGAGAUCACAUCGAUCUCCUGGAGCGGGACUACUUCAGCCUGACCUACACAGAUGACCGGGACCCAGCACACAUAAAGUAUUGGUUAAAUCAUGAAAAGAAAAUAUCAAAACAGAAGAAACGAGGUGCUUGGGUGUUUGAAUUUGCAGUGAAGUUUUAUCCACCAGACCCUAGCAUGUUGCAGGAGAGCCUUACAAGAUAUCUAGUUACUCUGCAAGUCAGAAGAGAUAUUUUAAGUGGAAGGUUACCUUGCUCUUUUGUCACCCACGCACUCCUGGGGUCAUACAGUGUCCAGGCAGACCUUGGUGACUACGACGUCAGUGAUCAUGGAGCUGGCAUUGACUACAUCCGCGACAUGCCAUUUGCUCCAUCACAGACAGCAGAACUUCUAGACAGGAUACAUGAACUUCACAAACAACACAAAGGUCAAACGCCGGAUGAGGCUGAAAACCACUUCUUGGAAAACUCCAAGAAAUUAGCUAUGUAUGGUGUUGAUCUUCACAAAGCAACAGAUUCCGAGGGCGUGGCCAUCAUGUUGGGCGUGUGUGCUAGUGGGCUGCUUGUGUACAGAGACAAACUCCGCAUCAACAGAUUUGUCUGGCCCAAAAUAUUAAAGAUUUCAUACAAAAGGAACAAUUUCUACAUAAAAAUACGACCUGGAGAGUUUGAACCUUUCGAGACGACUAUCGGUUUUAAACUUGAUAAUCACAGAUUAGCCAAGAGGUUGUGGAAAACGUGUGUAGAACACCAUGCCUUCUUCAGGUUGCGAGAACCAGAAACACCAACAAACAGCACAGUAUUCCCUCGCCUUGGCUCUAAGUUCCGCUACUCUGGUAGAACACUGUACCAGACACGGCAAACAUCGGCACUUCUAGACAGACAACAGCCUUAUUUCGACCGCUCCAACCAGAAACGUGCCACAUACGCAGAUCAGAGAACACGCAGUGUAGAUGAAUUGGCCAUGCGUCCAAGCUACAGAGAACAAUACAAGAACCAAUAUGGCUACUACCCAGAAGAUGCACCAACGCUGGAGAGGACGAAGCACCCCGAUGACCGUGACCGUGAGUUAGACAGGUCGUUCCCAGAUGAGAGGGACAAACGUGAUAAGAAGGGAUUCGUCAAGACUCCCAUCUCGGAGCUGGGCCUGGCAGGUGUAAAGCCUUAUGAUGAUGAGGAGGGGGGAACAUUGAAGAAGAGACCAGAGGAGUACUCGACCGACACCGCAGACAGGCGAGACAAGGCACCUACAGACCAGGAUGCAACCAUGACGAGAGACCCCGCAUAUGGAGGUAAUGAUGUUAUGGCAGUACAGGCAGGCACACUGGAAGGUCAGUCACCACCCAAAAAGUUAACUAAGGAAGAAGAGAAGGAGAAAAAGAAGAGAGAGAAAGAGGAAGAAAAGAGAAAGAAGGAAGAAAAGAAGAGGUUAGAAAAAGAAGAGAAGGAUCGGAAGAAGAAGAAGGGAAAGGACCAUGAGAAGGUGCCAAUGGCAGAGCUCAACAAGUCAGAGGACAGGAGUGAUAAACUGGGAUUAGAUGAAGCAACAGAGAGAGCAGACCCAAGACAUCAACCUGACAGUUCUGGUCUCGAUAUGGAUGAGAUAAUGUUGGCAGCUAAGGCCGGACAGGAUGGCAAGUCGCCCGACUCCAAGGAUAGGCGAAGGGAAAAGGAUGGUGAGAAGGGCAGUGAAUUAGACCCAGAACGGUAUGGUGGAAGUGUUGGGAUGUACCCAGGGGAUGUUGGUCUGGAUGGGGAGAAGUACCCGCCAGGGAAAGAUGGACGGUAUGGUAGAAGUCCUGGAGAUAACCGAUAUCCUGGUCAAGAUGGAGAUGACCGAUACCCUCCUGGCAAAGAUGGCGAGGGAUAUCCCUAUGGCAAAGAUGGCGAGAGAUAUCCCUAUGGGAAAGAUGGCGAAAGACUGCCAUAUGGGAAAGAUGGCGAAAGACUGCCAUAUGGGAAAGAUGGCGAAAGACUGCCAUAUGGGAAAGAUGGAGAUGACCGAUACCCUCCUGGCAAAGACGGCGAGAGAUAUCCCUAUGGGAAAGAUGGUGAAAGACUGCCAUAUGGGAAAGAUGGAGAACUAUUGCCUUAUGGCAAAGAUGGUGAGAGACUGCCUUAUGGUGAAAAUGGCGAGAGGUAUCCUUACGGAAAAGAUGGUGAGCAAUCUCCAUACGGAAAGGACGGUGAGAGAUCUCCCUAUGGUAAGGAUGGCGAGAGGUAUCCUUACGGAAAAGACGGAGAGAGAUCUCCCUAUGGCAAAGAUGGCGAGAGAAUUCCAUAUGGCAAAGAUGGCGAGAGAAUUCCGUAUGGAAAAGAUGGCGAGAGAAUUCCGUAUGGAAAAGAUGGCGAGAGAUCUCCCUACGGCAAAGACGGCGAGAGGUUUCCCUAUGGUAAGGACGGCGAGAGAUCUCCCUAUGGAAAAGACGGUGAGAGAUCUCCAUACGGUACAGACGGCGAGAGAUCUCCUGACAGUAGUUUCCCAGGUGAUGUUGAACAUGAUCCCAGGAGAUAUGGAGGGCUUGGCGCAUACCCAGGAGAUGCAGACAGAAACCGAGAACGGCUCGGCUCGGAUGAAGGUGGGGAUAAAGAUGGAAAAGAUAAAGACAAGAAGGGUAAAAAGGGGAAAGACAAAGACAAGGACAAGAAGAAAGGAGGGGGCCUGUUUGGGAAGUUCCGCAAAUCUGGCCGAGGUGACAAGGAUGGAAAAGACAGGGACGGAAAAGACAAGGAUGGAAAAGACAAGGAUGGAAAAGACAAGGCCGGGAAAGACAGGGAUGGGAAGUCACGUGAUGGUCGUUACGGUCCCGGCGACGUGCCUGUUGGUGUCGGCUAUGAUGGAAUUGAUCUCGAUGAGAAGGGAAGUCCCUAUGGUCCUGGCAGAGAGGCAGGUGGCCGUGAUGCCCCAGAUAGGGACAGACACCAAAAGAAGGGUAAAUCUGAUAAGAACAAACGGGCUUCUUUUAUGGCCAGUUUGUGUGCAGGGAAAAAUCCAAAGAAGAAGGGAGGAGAUACAGACUCCGUAUCGUCCACUUCGUCUCAUGCGUCUCAGUCUGGCUCUAAACCUGCUGGCAAAACUGAGGAACCAACAGAAUCGGAAAAGGGAACUUUUGGACCUGGGGUGGGCGUCGGCCCUGGAGGUUACGGAGGAGUGGGCGUCGGCCCAGGUGUGGGCAGAGGAGGACCACUUACAGCAGAACUUGGAGAUGAAAGUUUCGUUGAUCGCAAGAUGGAAUUCAUCCCCGUUGAACCCCCACACAAGAUGCGGGUAGAAACAAAUCGUAUAAAAACAGGCCUUGACCUUUCUGACGGGUCACCAAUGCCGUUCUUCAACCCAGCAGCUACCAGCACCACGGGCCGCCCCGGGAAAGUGCCACCACCAGUGCCGCCCAAAGGAAGGGGAGGGUACGGAACAGACGACAGGAACCGGGUCAAGUCCGAUCAUCCACCUACAGUCCUUACUGAGAGCGUUAAGUACGACCCCGAUGUCGAUGACACUCCGGUUUCCACAAAGAAUGUCCCCCUCGUGAAAACCGAGACUCGAACUGUUACUUAUGAAAAAGAAGGGAACUCACUACCCUCUGAGAUGGAGGAUGGUUACCUUGUUAGUUCCCAGUCACAUAGCACCAAGACGCAAACUGUCGAAACAACUACAUACAAGACUGAGAAGGACGGCAUUGUGGAGACGCGAGUGGAGAGAAAGGUUGUCAUUCAGGGAGAUUCCGAUGACUUCGAUCAUGACGAGGCCUUGGCGCAGGCCAUCCUGAGCGUGACGGAGCUGGACCCGGAUAUCUCUGUGGAGAGAAUCGAGUGCAUGAGGCAGAUGGAAGAGGUCAACGGAGACAACAGGAACACGGCAGUGUGAGAGGAAGCGUGUGAUGUCCCAAGUGCUGAAUCUAUACUCUAUCUCCUCCAUUCAUCGGGAACAGAAACGUCAGACAAUAAGCUUGCAUUCAUGCCAUCAUCGCUGAAUUACCAUUCUGUUGUUAAAAAGCUUCAUUUUAUGAUUGGUUAGUUGCGUAUUUUGAUGGUCUAGAUUUUGGAUUCAACCCUGUAGGAAUGAAAUUACCGUAGAUGCAUUUUAGUUACCUUGGAAACUCAGCCUCUUUAUGAAGUUACCAUUCUUAAAGUUAGUUGUUAUUUUAAUUCAUUAUAUAUCUGCUUGCGUAUGUAAUUUCUUUUCUGAUGAGGCUGUUACCAUAGUUUUUGGAGUGUACAUAUGGGAAGUGAAAAAUGCUUGUUUCAUUAUAUUCACUCAUUUCUAUCAUGAAGCUUUUAAUCUAAGUUCAUUGUUUUAUUAAAAUGUUUUGUCAUUCUUUUUAUACCAAUAAUUUCACAAUUGAAUAUUCAUGCAAAUAAUAACAUCUGUAAAUUUAGAAAAUUGUGAAUAAGCUUGAUUAUUUUACCAUACUUGCCAAGUUUGUAGACAAAUUAUGCAUUUUCUUAUGAUCAAUACAGGACCAAAUGUUUGUAUGUACUUUGUGCUGUCAUAUUUUUGGUGUAUUGAAAAAGAUACACACUAAUUAGGAUGUAAUAAUUAGUCAUAUAUUUAUCCCUAUAACAUGUACAGAUGGACGUCCCAUAGUGUGGAAUAUUAAGGUUUGAAACUAACCAAUUUCAUCAAAGUUUAUGUUUGUUACUGCUGAAUGUUACCAUAUGACAAAAAAUAUUUCAAGCUGGCUCCUUAUGUACUCAAAGUAUAUGGAAAGUAUUAGCUAUGGUCUAUCAAUUGUAAAGUAUGUAUUGGUUCUUGAAAGUUCUGGCAUUUUUCAAAUUUAAUGUCUUUGAUAUCACUUUUAAUGGUGUUGAGUGCCUCUACCCCCUUAAAAUUAACACCUUUUGAGAUACAUGUUUCUUUGGAAGUGGAGUGUUUUAAACUUUCUUCUCGUUCAGUUUGGUGCUAGGUUGUUUGAUAGUUAUUUAUGAAAUGAAAACACUGGCAAUGUUGUGGAGACGAUUGCCUCUUCCAUUGUUACGAUUAUUUCAAUCUGAAAAAAACAACAAAAUACAUUAUGAAAUUGUGUGAACAGUUGUAUAUUUGCAGUCAGUGAAAUUGCAAAGUGUUCGAAAUUGGUAUAUUCCUAAACACGAACACGUCAUUGGGAGUAGUUGUGUAAACACACACAGACAGUAAAGACUUGAGCUGUCACUGGCCUGGAGGCAGAACCCAGCCACACAUGUGGACCGUCCAGCUGUCCUAUCUUUGUGAUACUAUUCCUGUCUGUGGACGUCUUGUAUCAUCUUGCACCUGCUGUAUAUCUUGAACGUGCCAGAGCCCCUGCAUCUAAGGUGAUAAAUCUCUGGUAUGGCCAUGUAAUGUUCAUGCCUCGCUGACUUUCAACAUUGCCAUGUCCAAUAUAAUAUAUACGCUUUAAGUAAGGGCAUUUUCUAUAUCAACGCAUAGCUACAAAUAUCAUUUUCAAUACAUGCCCUAUACCAGAACAGCCUGUAAAUACGGAAGUUUUUCAUGAGUUUGGUUUUGGCAGGAAAGAUUUGGCAUUGUGGCAUUAUAUAGGAGCAUGGAAUGGUGGGAGUUUGAGAUGCUGGGAUUUGUUGUUAGCUGGUCACCUGCUCAUACUGAUCAUUGCCUUUAGGAAAAGGCCCCUAUGUUAAACACGCUUUUUAAUAGUCAGCGAUUGAGUCUAGAUGGCAAUGAUACAUAUAAAUCAUGACUUCAGAAUAAAACCUCUGUUUCCAA
Messenger RNA from Haliotis rufescens (red abalone), 6033 nucleotides. Its product is annotated as band 4.1-like protein 3. Gene Ontology annotation, molecular function: structural molecule activity; actin binding. NCBI's taxonomy places the organism in Eukaryota, Metazoa, Mollusca, Gastropoda, Lepetellida, Haliotidae. Gene Ontology annotation, cellular component: plasma membrane; cytoskeleton. The transcript has 25 exons. Bases 202 to 4200 code for a protein of 1332 amino acids. The record is from RefSeq and is a predicted model, not a curated record.